Molecule: messenger RNA, 2619 nt
Organism: Dacryopinax primogenitus
Lineage: Eukaryota; Fungi; Basidiomycota; Dacrymycetes; Dacrymycetales; Dacrymycetaceae
Exons: 3
Coding region: 20-2569 (849 amino acids)
Biological process (GO): mRNA splicing, via spliceosome
Cellular component (GO): Prp19 complex; spliceosomal complex
Source: RefSeq, a predicted model, not a curated record
AUCGUUCAUCACACCCACCAUGGUACGCACAAUCAUUAAAGGCGGCGUUUGGCAGAACACCGAGGACGAGGUUCUGAAAGCCGCUAUUGCAAAGUACGGGAAGAACCAAUGGGCACGUAUUUCUUCUCUUCUGGUUCGCAAAACACCGAAGCAAUGCAAAUCACGCUGGUACGAAUGGCUCGACCCGUCUAUCAAGAAGACCGAAUGGUCCAAGACAGAAGACGAGAAGCUCCUUCACCUCGCCAAGCUCAUGCCCACACAAUGGCGUACGAUCGCCCCCAUCGUUGGUCGUACUGCCACCCAGUGCUUAGAAAGGUACCAGAAGUUGCUUGAUGAGGCAGAGGCGCGGGAGAAUGAGGAGCUUGGGCUUGCUGGACCUGGUGCGGAAGCAGGGCCUGCUGAAGAUAUCAGGAAACUCCGGCCUGGUGAGAUCGAUCCUGAUCCGGAGACGAAACCUGCUCGACCCGAUCCCAUCGACAUGGACGAGGAUGAGAAGGAAAUGCUCUCGGAGGCUCGGGCGCGUCUUGCCAACACACAGGGCAAGAAGGCGAAGCGAAAGGCUCGUGAGCGUCAGUUGGAGGAGGCACGCCGAUUGGCUAUGCUCCAGAAAAAGCGUGAGCUGAAGGCGGCUGGCAUCAUCAUGCGGCUCAAAUCGAAGAAGAAGGGCAUGGACUAUAACGCCGACAUCCCGUUCGAAAAGCAGCCUGCUGCUGGAUUCUACGAUACCUCUGAGGAGCAAUCAAAGACGUACGCUGCGCCUGUUGGACAGUCCCUCCGACGGCUGGAAGGCAAGCGAAAGCCAGAAGAAGAAGAGGCAGAGCGUAAAAAGCGACAACGCAGGGACGCAGAAAAGAAAGGCACCCCUCAGCACCAGACACAAUUUGUUGCGGCCCGCGAUGCACAAAUCCAGAAGCUGAAAGAAGCGGAGCAAAUUUCCAAGAGACGGCAACUCGUUCUACCCUCGGCCCAGGUUGGAGAGGCAGAGUUGGAACAGAUCGUGAAAAUUGGUCAGGCGGGCGAAAAUGCGAGAGCACUGGUAGCGGGAGAGGGCGACGAGGCCAGUGGUCAAUUGUUAGGGGAAUACGAAGGGUUGUCCCAGGCUCGAAUGGCUCGCACACCCCGGACAGCACCGCAGGAAGACAACAUCAUGGCCGAAGCACGGAACCUGCGCAACAUGACGCAGACGCAAACGCCGCUGUUGGGCGAGGAGAACACACCAAUGCACGGACCAAAUGCACCUGGUACAGGGUAUGAAGGUGCAACCCCUCGACGUUCGGUCAACUUCACUCCCAAUCCUCUGGCUACCCCUCGGGAAAACGGUGCUCUCGAUGUAUCUGCCACCCCUCGGACCGAUGCUGGAAGCGCCUAUGGUCAGACUCCACUUCGUACACCCAUGCGUGACAGCCUGAACAUCAACAUUACCGACGAUGGUUCAGUUUACGGCAUGACACCCCGCGCUGGCCGCGGUCAGCUGACGUCCGCGAAGCGUUCCUUGAAACCAGGCUUCAUGAGCCUACCUGCUCCCAAGAACGAUUUCGAAGUCAUGAUGCCGGAGGACGAGGAAGAAGAGGAAGCGGAAGAUGGCGUGAGCGUGCGGGAGGAGGAUUCCGCGGAACGAGAUGCACGCCUAAAGAGGCGAAGAGAGGAAGAAGAGCGCAAGGCUUUGGCACGCCGCAGCACAGUCGUUCAGAAAGGUUUACCAAGACCACCGAACGUCAAUGCUGCUCAGAUUCUGAAGCAACUUAUGGCCCAAUACUCGGAUGAAAAUGAGGCUGCUGCAGUGGAAAGGCUCAUUGACACCGAAAUGGUCCUGUUGAUGAAGCACGACUCAGUGGCUCAUCCUGUUGUCGGCACCUCAAUUGCCGGUGGCACCCGAUCAACAUAUGUUCAACCCGAUGAUGAAGCGAUAGCUUGGGCCCGAGCGGCAGUACAUCAUGAAUUCGCAGAAUCUCUUGGCUUCCCUGGUGCGAAUGAGGAUCAGAUCAAGAACAUGGUUGUCAUGCUCUCGGCCGAGGAAGAAAAAGAGACACGUGACAUAGGAUGGUCGAAGAUCAAGGAAGAGAUGUGCUUCGAUGCCAAGACACAGACAUGGGUUGAGAAAAAUGCCCUUUCUCCCGCUGAUCGGAUCGAGGGGAUGUCGGCACUCCUCGAUUCGUAUCGAGAUCAACUCAACAAGGAGGGUGUGAAAGCCGGAAAGGCGGAGAAGAAGCUUACUGUCACUCUGGGAGGCUAUCAAGCUCGCUUCACAGCUCUUUCAAAGCGGGUUGGAGAUGGAUUUGCGGAUUUGCAAAAGACGCAUGGUGACCUAGUCAACUUCUCUCAGUUAGCAGCUCAAGAGGGGGUCAACGGCCCUCGCCGGCUUGAGAGCUUGCGGGAAGAAGUUGAUGUACUCGAAAGGAGGGAAAAGAGCCUGCAGGGUAGAUAUCAGGAGCUUGAUGAGGCUCGUCGUGAGCGGGUUGAGCGUAUUGCUGCUCUCGAGGACCAACUGUUCGCAGAUGCGGAGGCAGCGAAUGAGGCAGCCAUGGAGGAGAUGGACCGCGCGGCUGGUGUUGACGUAGAGAUGGCAUGAGCCACUUCUGUAUUUCAGACAUGCAUUAGUAGUAUACACAAGGUUCCAAU